CUUAAACUUCCUUCGAAGUUCUAAGGAGUGGCUUAAUUAUUAUACCCUACCCCUAUACCUCCACCCAUUUAUACACACUAUAUUAGAAGAUGAGUUUUAAUUUUAGAACGAUAAGAUGCAGUCGACAUAUGGUGAGUUGGGCGGUCGGAACUCGCCGUAGCCUGCCGCCUUUAUACCACUUGCAAGUCAGAAUGCAAGUCAGAACACUGGCAACGACUUCUGAGAAGCCUUUUGUGUUAAGUUCGAGUGGUUACCUCACUUUUUCAUACCCUGGUACUGCUAGAGCCUUGAGACGGUGCACACUGCCAAAUAUAUGGUUACGGGAUAAUUGCCGAUGCGAUAGCUGCGUUCACCAAGGUACUAUGCAGAGGAAUUUCGAUACGUUCCACAUACCCCAAGAUGUUGAGCCCUCUCAUAUUGAAGUAGACAACGAUGGAGUCAAGAUACAGUGGGCCGAAGAUGAACACGAAAGUUUCUAUCCAUGGGACUUUCUUGAAUUCUACCUGAACUUCGAUAAGAGAGAACCAGAGUCUAUUGAAUUAGAGUAUUUCGGAGCACAAGGACCACAGGGUUCACAAAACUGGCCCCCAUCUUUGGAAUAUCGGGAUUUUUCGGCAAACGAAACUAAGGCCGUCGGCCGUUUAACGGAUUUUAUCAGGCGCAAUGGUUUUGUAUUUGUUACCGGAGUGCCAGUUGACUCGGCAGAACCAACUAAGGAGCUACUGGAGAAGAUUGCCUUUAUAAGACAGACACAUUACGGUGGAUUUUACGACUUCAAACCGGACCUCGCCCUUGCCGACACCGCUUACACCAACAUGGCAUUGGGAGCUCAUACUGACACGACUUACUUCACCGAUCCUGCUGGAUUGCAAGCGUUCCAUCUCCUUUCCCACACCGAUUUUAGCAUCGAAGCCAUUCCAGAAACAAACCUCGGAGGCAAAUCGCUACUUGUCGAUGGAUUCCAUGCUGCGGAUAUUCUCAAGAAAGAGGACCCAACAGCGUUUGAGGUGCUGAGCCGGGUCAAGCUUCCGUGGCAUGCUAGCGGUAAUAAGGGGAUCACUAUAUCACCUGACAAACCGUAUCCUGUUCUCGAGGUAGACGAGAGCAGUGGCAAGACGCAUCGAGUUAGAUGGAACAAUGACGAUCGUGGAGUCGUCCCCUUCGACAGCAUAUACUCUCCAGAUGAAUGGUAUAGGGCGGCAAGGAAGUGGAACGACAUCCUGAGAAGAAGGUCUAUCGAGUAUUGGUUUCAACUCAAGCCGGGCAAUCUUCUAGUCUUCGAUAACUGGAGGGUUUUACACGGCAGAAGCGCCUUUACUGGAGAGCGAAGGAUAUGCGGUGGAUAUAUCAAUCGGGAUGAUUUUAUCUCGAGAUGGAGAAACACCAAUUACCCACGGGACGAGAUCCUGAAGCAAAUUAUAGGCUAACUUUUAUCCCUGGCGGUACCGGCCGUACUCGGCAUAACAUGCUCGGGCAGAAAUAUCCCUUGGCUGUCAGGUUCAGACCCGGGAUUUUGGAGGCUAAGAGACGACAAAAGUAACACCGG
Molecule: messenger RNA, 1546 nt
Organism: Daldinia decipiens
Lineage: Eukaryota; Fungi; Ascomycota; Sordariomycetes; Xylariales; Hypoxylaceae
Product: Trimethyllysine dioxygenase
Exons: 10
Coding region: 90-1427 (445 amino acids)
Biological process (GO): carnitine biosynthetic process
Cellular component (GO): mitochondrion
Molecular function (GO): trimethyllysine dioxygenase activity; iron ion binding
Source: RefSeq, a predicted model, not a curated record